AUGAAUAUAAUUUAAGUUAUUUUUUUGCAUAAAGUAUUGCUUUAUUAAAAUCAACAAAAAAUUAGAAUAACUUAUUUUAAAGAAUCAAUUAUGAAAUCGAAUUUAUAAUUAGAUUAAUAAUCCCAGACACUCAAACUUCAACUUUUUAAAUAAAUAAUUCUGAUAUUAAGAGAGGAAGAAGAUGACGAACAUGAAAAGUAAGAGGAUGAACCAAUUCAUAAAGCCAUAAUCAUUGUUAUAUCCUUAUGUUUAGGAUUAUUAAUUAUUGGAAUAAUUGUAUGCCUAUGUAAAUGUUUGUAUUAAAGAAUUAAACAAAAAAGAAUAGCUUAGGUUCGUCAAUUUAAUGAAAUUUAAUUUUAAUAGUAAAAUAUUUAUUUAGAAACAUAAUGUUUGUAUAAUAGAGAAUUGGAAGACUGUCCAAUUUGUUUAAUGCCAAUUCCUAGUUUUUUAUUAAUAUCUACAUCUUGCAAUCAUAAAUUUCAUAAGGUUUGUUUAGCUUUAUGGUUGUAAGUCGACAAGAUAUGUCCAACUUGUAGGAUGCCUAUUUCUUAAUGA
This is a messenger RNA of Paramecium sonneborni, 555 nucleotides long. The record is from the annotation of a GenBank genome assembly. NCBI's taxonomy places the organism in Eukaryota, Ciliophora, Oligohymenophorea, Peniculida, Parameciidae.